GAGUGGCAUCCGGAAUAAAGUCUGGGUGUUGGGCGGGACUCUGCUGCUGGAUAAUAUACUGGAAGGGCCUACAGACGUGAACUCUCCAAGAUGCAGGGAGCAGUUUUUCUCCUGGGUCUCCUGGGGGCCAUGUCAGGGAGAGAAGCGCUACACCUUGUCCACUUGCCGGCUACAAGCACCGUGGCUGAAAAUUCUCCACCUGAGACGCCAGUACACAAGUUUUCUGUCAACUUAUCAGCCUCGCUGUCUCCUGUGCUCCCAGGGUGGCCCCUGAUCAUCAACACGAACCCCCUCACUGAGGCCUUCAAAGUGAACUGGCUGUCAGGCACCGACUUUGAGGUGGUCACCACGGGGAAGGAACAACUAGACUUUGAAACAGGACCAAACAUAUUUGAUUUGCAGAUUUAUGUUAAGGAUGAUGUUGGUGUCACUGACCUUCAGAUCCUGACCGUCCAGGUAACAGAUGUGAACGAGCCGCCUCAGUUUCAAGGCAACUUGGCUCAAGGUCUAGACCUCUACAUACUGGAAGGAACAAACCCGGGAUUCAUUUACCAGGUUGAAGCCUUUGAUCCGGAAGACAUAAGCCGAAACAUACCCCUCAGUUAUUUCCUGAUCGUCUCCUCAGUGAACUUCACGAUGUCUGCUAAUGGGACCCUUUUCUCCACAAUAGAAUUUGACUUUGAAGCAGGACACAAAAGUUUCCUUCUGCUUGCGGGAGUGAGAGAUAGCCAAGGGCUCGAAGCCUCCACAACGCUCCAGGUGAACAUUGUGAAUGUCAACGAUGAAAUCCCACGCUUCACCAGCCUGGUGCGAGUGUACACGAUCGCCGAGGAGCUGGCUUCAGGCACCAUUGUGGCCAAUGUCACCGCGGAGGACCCCGACAACAAGGGUUUCACCGGCUUCCUGCUCUACAGCAUCACGACUGCUAACCGCUAUUUUGUGAUCAACCAGUUGACGGGUACGAUCCACGUGGCCCACAGGCUAGACCGAGACGCAGGUGAAUUAAGACAAAAUCCCUCCAUUUCUCUGGAAGUUCUGGUGAAGGACAGACCCUCGGGAGGUCAAGAGAAUCGCAUGCAGAUAACCUUCAUCGUGGAGGACAUUAAUGACAACCCGGCCACGUGCUCCAAGACCUCCUUCAGCAUUAUGGUGCCUGAAAGAGCAGCCAAGGGGACGUUGCUUCUGGACCUGAACAAGUUCUGCUUUGAUGAUGACAGCAAAGCACCAAACAACCAAUUCAACUUCACCACGCCAUCUGGAGUGGGGAGCAGCGGCAGAUUUUCACAGGAUCCAGCUGGCUCUGGGAAAAUCGUGUUGAUUGGUGACCUAGAUUAUGAAAAUUUAAGUAAUCUGGCAGCUGGCAAUAAGUACACCAUGAUAAUCCAGGUGCAGGACGUUGCCCUUCCUUACUAUAAAAACAACAUCUACAUUUAUAUCUUCACAAAGCCCGAAGACGAGUUUCCUCUCGCCUUUGACAGACCGUCCUACGUAUUUGAGGUGUCAGAAUUAAGGCCAGCUCGAACCCGGGUUGGAAUAGUGCACGCCACCGACCAAGACUUCCCCCAGAGCAGAGUCGUGUAUUCCAUCUCUACGGGAGGAGCCGGCCUCCAGUACCCAAACAUAUUUUGGAUCGACCCCCAGACAGGAGAACUCCAGCUGGUGACGAGAACAGACUACGAAACAACCCCCAGCUAUAUUCUCAGAAUCCAGGCCACCAACGGCGAGGACAGCAGCUCAGUCACUGUAACUGUGAAUAUCCUUGAAGAAAAUGAUGAAAAGCCAGUUUGUAUGCCAGACUCUUAUUUCUUGGCCAUCCCAGUGGAUCUGAAAGUGGGCACGAACAUUCAGAAUUUCAAGCUGACGUGUACCGACCUGGACUCCAGCCCCAGGUCGUUUCGUUACUCCAUGGGCCCAGGCAACAUCAACAGUCAUUUCAUCUUCUCUCCCAACGCCGGGUCCAACAUUACAAGCCUGCUCCUUGCGACACGCUUUGACUAUGCCAGUGGGCUUGACAAGAUCUGGGACUACAAACUACUUGUCUAUGUAACCGACGACAACUUGCUGUCUGGCAGGAAGAAAGCUCAGGCUCACGUUGAAACAGGGACGGUGACGCUGAGUAUUAGCGUCAUUCCUCACCCCACCACAGCUGUCACCACAACCCCCAGGCCCAGGGUCAUCUACCAGGUCCUGAGAAAAAACGUCUAUUCUCCAUCAGCGUGGUACGUGCCUUUUGUCAUCACUUUGGGCUCCAUAUUGCUUUUGGGACUCCUGGGGUCCCUGUUCAUCCUGUUGGCCAAAGCCAUCCACAGACACUGUCUCCGCAAGACUAGGAAGCACAGGAAACUUCCGGUGAAGAGAAGAGAAAUGAAGGAUACGAGGCCCGAGGUUUUGGUGGAAACAAUCCAGAUGAACUCUGUCUUUGAUGGAGAAGCCAUCGACCCAGUUACUGGGGCAGUAUAUGAAUUCAACUCAAACACGGGAGCCAGAAAGUGGAAAGAUCCCUCAACCCAAAUGCCAAGAUGGAAAGAGCCUGGCCCCCAGGGAGCUGCUCCCAAUAGAGUUGUUGCUGGGGAAGGGGCCAGGCCCCUGAGGAGCACCAGUGAGCGACAUGGGCUGAGCAGCAAAGCCCCGGCUGAGGACACCAGUUCCAGAAACCAGGAUGCCAAGCCCAGCACCCCAAAGAGCAGAAACCCAGCCCUCACGGUCAGGACUUCCCCCAAACUGCACCCAGGAAAGUAAGGGGUAUCUGGGUGCAGGUCCCACAUCGCAGCAUGGGGAAGGGGAGUUGAGUGUCCCUGGGAGACUGCCUCUCCCUAAUUCCCACGU
Molecule: messenger RNA, 2826 nt
Organism: Mustela erminea (ermine)
Lineage: Eukaryota; Metazoa; Chordata; Mammalia; Carnivora; Mustelidae
Gene: CDHR3
Product: cadherin related family member 3
Biological process (GO): homophilic cell-cell adhesion
Cellular component (GO): membrane; catenin complex
Molecular function (GO): calcium ion binding; cadherin binding
Source: RefSeq, a predicted model, not a curated record